Molecule: messenger RNA, 585 nt
Organism: Necator americanus (New World hookworm)
Lineage: Eukaryota; Metazoa; Nematoda; Chromadorea; Rhabditida; Ancylostomatidae
Exons: 2
Coding region: 1-585 (194 amino acids)
Source: RefSeq, a predicted model, not a curated record
AUGCAAAACACAGUAAUAGAAAAGGCUCGUGAUCCUGGAGGAAAGCUUGGUACGGUAGCGCCAGGAAAGACAGGGUUGGAGAAGUCAUGUAGGCUGCCGAAAAGGGAAAGGACUAGGAUGACGAUCUGUACUUGUAAGGUUCAAACGCUUGCACCGGAUGCGGGCAUUGAAGAUCUGAUGAUGCAAGCCAGGAAGUUCAAGUACGACGUCAUCGGACUGACCGAGACGAGGCGACGCCAUCCACUGAACGCCGUGUAUGACACUGGCGAAGAACUGCUCUUAGGAACAUGCGACACUAGAGGAGUUGUGGAGUUGUGGGAUGAGCAGGGAGAGAGGCUUUCCGAGUUCAUCAUUGUGACGAAGACCAUCCAUGGGAACUCGCAAUUUCAGAAGCCUCCUCUCUACGCUGGACAUGGGAGUCGUCCGAGGAAGGGUAUCAUAAUGAAAUUGACCACAUCAUCGUCAGUAAAAGACUUUGCCUCACAGAUGACGCUGUUGUACCAAAGUUUUAUGCGGGAUCGGACCAUCGCCUUCUUCGAGGAAGAUCUUCUUUCACACGGAGAGGAAAAGAAGUCGCGAAGUUAA